Messenger RNA from Calypte anna (Anna's hummingbird), 3735 nucleotides. Its product is annotated as heat shock factor protein 3. The coding region runs from base 41 to 1519 and encodes 492 amino acids. The transcript has 14 exons. The record is from RefSeq and is a predicted model, not a curated record. Gene Ontology annotation, molecular function: DNA-binding transcription factor activity; sequence-specific DNA binding. Gene Ontology annotation, biological process: regulation of DNA-templated transcription. Lineage: Eukaryota; Metazoa; Chordata; Aves; Apodiformes; Trochilidae.
CCCCCAGCCCCGGUCUCGGGGAUCGCGGCCCGGCCCGAGGAUGCGGGAAGGGCUGGCGCUGCCCGGCGGAACCCCGGUGCCCGGGUUCCUGGCGAAGCUGUGGGCGCUGGUGGAGGAUCCGCAGAGCGAUGAUGUGAUCUGCUGGAGCAGGAAUGGCGAGAACUUCUGCAUUCUGGAUGAGCAGAGGUUUGCCAAGGAGCUGCUCCCCAAGUACUUCAAACACAACAAUAUCUCCAGCUUCAUACGCCAGCUUAACAUGUAUGGUUUCAGGAAGGUGAUUGCUCUGGAGAAUGGCAUGGUUACAGCAGAGAAGAGCUCGGUCAUUGAGUUCCAGCACCCUUUCUUCAAGCAAGGAAAGGCACAUUUGCUGGAAAACAUCAAGCGCAAGGUAUCUACAGUAAGAACUGAGGAUCUCAAGGUCUGUACAGAGGAUUUGCACAAAGUACUCUCUGAAGUCCAGGAAAUGAGAGAGCAGCAGAGCAACAUGGAUAUCAGACUGGCCAACAUGAAGAGAGAAAAUAAGGCCCUGUGGAAAGAAGUGGCAGUUCUAAGGCAGAAGCACAGUCAACAACAGAAGCUGCUGUCUAAGAUUCUUCAAUUUAUACUAAGUUUGAUGCGAGGAAAUUAUAUUGUUGGGGUCAAAAGAAAAAGGUCUCUGACGGAUGCUGCAGGUGCUUCUCCCUCCAAGUACAGUCGCCAGUACGUGCGCAUUCCCGUGGAGAGCGGCCAGGCCGUGGCUUUUUCUGAACAUGAUGCAGAUGAUGAGGAUGGGAAUGGUACAGGUCUCAUCAUUCGAGAUAUCACUGACACCCCGGAGAAUGCCACCAACGGCCUCCUUGCUGUGGCACACACGAGUGGCAGAGCCAGGGAGACCCAGGCAGCUCUGGAUCCUGACUUACCUCUUUGUCAAGUAUCGCAGCCAAAUGAGUUAAACUGUGCAGAACCUAUCCCACCUCUUCAUAUAAAUGAUGUCAGAAAAUCCAGUGAAAUGGAAAAUGUUGCUGUGGAACUCCAUUCUGCACAACUGAGUACUCCAGAAGACCCUGUGUCAGUGAUUGACUCCAUCUUGAACGAGAACAACUCUGGAAACCAAAAUGAUCCCUUACUGGACAGAGAAGAAAUUCAGGAUUUUCUUAACUGCAUUGAUGCCAGCCUUGAAGAGCUUCAAGCAAUGCUGUCUGGGAAGCAGUAUAACUUUGGUUCUGAAGCUUUGAGUGAUACACUUAAUCCUGAGCUGCCAGCCCUGGAUAUAAGCUUAAUGGAAACUUCUCCUGGUAUGGAAAAUAUUGCAGACUUGACAGAAGGCACUGAAGACCUGGGAGUGAAUGAGAGAGAAACAGCAGGAAGCAAAGAUAUGCAGCUGAUACAGUACAGGGCCAACCCUCUGCUUUCAUUAUUUGAAGAACUACCUUUGAGUGAAGCUGUAGGAAAGACAGAGGAUCUGAAAAACUUUCUGCUGCCCCAGACGGAGGAGAAACCUGCUCUUCACCCUUCAUCAGCCCUGUUGCUAGCUUCAUAGAAGAGGCCUCUGAGAUAGAAACUUCUUGAGCUUAAGAAGGUCAAGAAGUUUGACCUCUGGCCUCUCCUGCUUCCCGGGUGUCAUUUUCUGCAUAAACAGAAGAAAGUUCUCUUUCUACAAGCAAAGAGCACAUCUGGAAAAGCUGAAAAUAAGCUCAAAAAAGAGCUGGUGGAAGUGAAGGCACUGGAUGGAAGGGAAGAACAAGCUCCCUGUAAACAUACUACAGCAUAUUCCAUAACUUUUUAUCCAAUAUUCUAUUGCAAGAGGAAAUCUGUUUGUAUCCUGUUUGUAAAGUUUAGCUGUUUGGGAUUUUUUUUGUUUGUUUUGUUGGUUUGUUGGGUUUUAUAUUAGCUGGAUAGAAUGUGGAGUGUAAUAUUUUAAACAUGGGUUUUACUCUUUCCAAGAGCCUGUUUCAAUAGGUGGUUUGCCUACUGUUUGGAAUUAAGAUGGUUUUUUUUUGUUUUUUUUUUUUUUUUUUUUUUUUUGAGAUUUGUUUUUUGAUAGCUUGUGGCUACAGUUUGCAUCUGCUUAGGUCACUUUCGUACUCCUAGAUUUGCUCCUAGGUACAGGGAACGUUUUUCCUAUGGAAAAUUACAUUUUAACUGUGGGAUAUUACUUUUUAACAUGCUAACACACAUCCAUUGCCACGGAUUGUAGGUGUUGUGGUAGGAAGUGCUUGCCACCCUGCAUAAUGCUGAUUUCUCAUGCACAUUGCAUGGCAGUUCUAGGGUAACUUGCACCUAGCUCACGGAUCAUGUGUCCUCAGAAAUUUUAGACAGAAAUGUUUCACAUCCAGCAGAGUCCAGGAGCUGUCCUUAAAAUGAGAGGGAGAAAAAAAAAAAAAAGUAAUUGUAUAACUCACAUUGACACAGGACACUACUUUAAGAUUUCUCUGCUGCUUGCAGUUGCUGUUUCUUCACCUGACCCUAUAUGGGCACUGUUCUUGCUGCAUUUUCUGCUUGUGGGAUCUUAAAGCUAAACUGACUAUAUGCAUUUGAGUCCUUUGAUAGCAAACUACAAAAAACAUUGUCUGCUGACUCAAAAAGUCUUCCCCAUAAUUUCUUCCUACAUUUUUUUCCUGACUUCUUUGAGCAGCUGUAAUGCAGACAUCAGCCUCUGGUUUUAGUGGAGGAGUGAGUUUUCCUUCACCAGUACCAGGUUUGUAGCAGUCUGCCAUUAGUCCACACAAACCUGAAAUUUGCUGUAGCGAUACAAAACUGUAGGGGCUGGAAGAGUCCUGGAGACAGGUAGAAAACUGGUUGUAUAAUGUCACCUGAUAUUUCCUACCAGCACAAUUACUUGAAAUUUUUUUCAGUUUUAGGAAUUCAGGAUACCUACAGGCUUUAUCUCUCCGAAGUUUCUGACCUGUUAAGUUUUGUGUUCUUCUAUAUUAAAGAAUCCAAGCUAUGUGAUAUUCUGAAGCCUACUAGAUAGUGCAUGUUAUCUGUGCUGCCUUAUUUAAUUGGAUUUGUGCUUCAUUGUCAAAUCUCUCGAGUUGCAGAGGAGGAUCUUGCUGCUGAGUGUGUGUAUAUGUACAAUGGCUUCACAAAGACAUUUUGUUCCCAUACUUCUGUAACUGUCCUUUACCCCGUGACCCUUCGUGUUUGUAUCUUUUGAAAUGCCUUUUGUCAAGUAGGUCUUGUUGCAGCCUUUUCUAGACUUUCUUUUGCUUCCUUCUUGAGAUAAAUUGCUGAGUAGUCUCAAGACUUUGCGAGACAAAGGCAGAGAGGGAAACGAGUGAAUUACACAUCUGUCUUGGGUUCUGGCUUUUUUAAGUUUCUUCCCAAAGGCAUCAGUUUUGCCAAGAGUGAAACACUGAAAAACAGGCUUUUCUUCUGUGCUGUUUUGACACCACAAUGUGGACAACAUUGAGAGGCAGAUCUUCUGUAACUCUUGACUUCCUGAGCAGGCUAGACUGAAGUGUAGUUCCUGUCAUGGAUUACUGUCAUGUUCUUCCAUCACGGGUCUCAUCAUCAGAUAUUUGAUCUGAUUGCAAAAUUAUUUUGUAAUACACUUUUCUCUCUUAAGAAGUUAAGAAACCAAGGCUUAAAAAAACCAUGCAAAUAAAAACUUGUACAUCUGUGUCUGGUUUAUAUGCUGGUCUAGGAAAAAUAUUUAUGCAAGUUUCUGAAGAAAGAUGGCAAUGGAAAGGGGAGGGCUGAUUAGCAGGAAAAACCCACAUGCUGAAGUAAUUAAACUCAAGAAUUGCAAAACCA